AUGAAGAGAUCAAUGUCACAGACCGCCAAGGCCUCGCCCAUGCGCUCACUGCUGUGUCGAGUUUCGCCUGCUACCGUCGCACACACCAGCAGCCGCUCGCUCACCACGACCACUAGCACAACCAGCAUCAGCACCAGCAGCAGCAGCGUGGCGAGGGUGCAGGAUGGUUCCGGCAGGCGUGGCUACUCGGCGCACCCGCGACCGACGUCGACGAAGGACAUCGGGAAGCGGACCACGGUGCUCGACCUCGGGGAGAAGUACCGCAAGAACAUUCCCCUCACCAUGCUCACCGCCAAGGACUUCCCCUCGGCCGUCAUCAUCCAGCAGGUGGGCGGCAUCGACCUCAUCCUCGUCGGCGACUCCCUUGGCAUGACGACGAUGGGCUACGAGAGUACUAUACCGGUGACGAUGACGGACAUGCUGCACCAUGCCAAGUGCGUGCACCGGGGCAACCAGACCUCGUUCCUGGUGGGCGACAUGCCCUUUGGGAGCUACGAGCCGAGCAGCGCGCUGGCGGUGGAGAACGCCAUGCGGCUGAUCAAGGAGGCCAACAUGAACGCCAUCAAGCUCGAAGGCGGCAAGCGCAUGGCCGCCAGGGCCAAGGCCAUCGUCGAAGCCGGCAUUCCCGUCAUGGGCCACAUCGGUCUGACCCCGCAGAGCAUCCACUCCCUGGGCGGAUUCAAAGUGCAGGGCCGCACCUCGGGGCAGGCCACGGCGAUCUUGGAGGACGCUCUGGCCCUCCAGGAUGCCGGUGUCUUUGCCAUGGUGCUCGAGUGCAUUCCCGACCGGGUGGCGACCUUCAUCACGCAGCAGCUGCGCGUGCCCACCAUCGGCAUCGGUUCGGGCAACGGUUGCAGCGGCCAGGUGCUGGUGUGGGACGACAUGGUGGGCCAAUCCGACAUCCAGUCCUUCCAGCCCAAGUUCCUCAAGAAAUACGCGAACGUGGGCGAGGAGAUGCGCAAGGCGGUGGAGGACUACCGUAACGACGUGGUGGCCCGGAAGUACCCGGAGGACGGCACCCACACGUUCGCCAUCAAGGACGACGAGUUCGACGCCUUCACCAAGAAGGCCCAGCACCAGACCUCCGCCGAGCCCUUGACCACCCAGUGA
Molecule: messenger RNA, 1110 nt
Organism: Acanthamoeba castellanii str. Neff
Lineage: Eukaryota; Discosea; Longamoebia; Acanthamoebidae
Product: 3methyl-2-oxobutanoate hydroxymethyltransferase
Exons: 6
Coding region: 1-1110 (369 amino acids)
Biological process (GO): pantothenate biosynthetic process
Cellular component (GO): mitochondrion
Molecular function (GO): 3-methyl-2-oxobutanoate hydroxymethyltransferase activity; magnesium ion binding
Source: RefSeq, a predicted model, not a curated record